UUGAAUAACACGUUCUGGAGGCGGCUUUUCAAAUCACCCGUUACCAGGCAGUUCAUACUGCAAUGCCAUUCACACGGAGAACAUCUAAUCGGGCUUGCAAAGAAUUAGCAAUGGCUCGGAUUGUUGCCUGUUUAAACUCACCACAAGAACUUGGACUUGACCUAAAAUAUAACAAAGUUUUAUCUUCGAAAUUUGAUUCCUGUCUAAGAUCUCGAAGUGUGACGCGCUCAGAUACCUAUAAGUCCCCAGUUAAGAAAUUGUCAGAGACUUACCGAUGUUCACCUCAAAAAACCCCGAAGUCACUUUUCAAUACAAGCUGUUUGAUUAAAAGAAGAGAAACUACCUUAAGUACGAAUCCUCACUAUCCAGUAGAUAGCGAAGGUUCAUCUGAUGAAAGUUCUAGCUCGACAAGUGAAUCUAGUUUCACAACAUAUGAUUCAUCAGAUUCUUCUGAUUUCACCUCACAACAAUUCCAAUACAAAAACAAAUUUAAAAGUCCUUUAGUAAAGUCGUUUACUUUAAAAAGAACAACGACCAAUUUAUCUGCCAAUAAAAGCUCUGUAUCAACACAUCGAAAGCGUGCUCUUAGUCAAGUGUCUGGUGAUGGAUUUUUACUUAAUUUAAGUUCUACGAAUCCGGAAUAUGGAUGGUUACCCGGUCGUGAACAAGAGUUUGAAAAUAUUUAUACAUUCAUACUUAAUAAACUCUCUCAAAAUUCUGGCGGCUGUAUGUACAUAUCUGGUAUCCCUGGUACGGGUAAAACAGCAUCAGUCCAAGCUGUAUUGUCUACGAUGCAUAAAUUAGUUACUGAUUCAGGUUUGGAAAGCCAAAUACCUGCUUUUAAAGUGAUCUAUGUUAAUGGUAUGCGUGUCAGUGAUCCUAAACAGGUUUACGUGCAGAUAUAUGAACAAUUAACUGGUUUGACUGCAACCCUGAAAUGUGCUUCUGACUUACUAGAAAAAGAAUUUUGUCAUAAUGUGGUUAAAAAAAUAUCACAUAGUAAGGUUUCUGAAAAGCCGGUUAUUUUAGUCAUUGAUGAAUUGGAUUUGUUGUGCACUCGUCGACAAGACAUACUUUACAGUCUUUUCGAUUGGCCUACACGCCAUAAUAACCGUCGUGUUUUGAUAGUAUUGGCUAUUGCUAAUACCAUGGAUCUGCCAGAACGUCUACUCCAUCCACGAGUGGCCAGUCGUUUAGGGUUAACUAGACUUACUUUUGCACCUUAUUCUCACGAACAACUUGCUCAAAUUGUGCGACAUCGCUUAUCGUCUUUAUCAGAGAUGUUUCAACCUAAAGCACUUGAGUUGGCUGCACGUAAAGUGGCUGCUGUCUCUGGUGAUGUACGACGCGCUCUUGAUAUAUGCAAAAGAGCUGGUGAAAUUGUUUCAUCUAGCGGGAAGGCUAAUCAAGAAAUAGAUAUUUCGCAUAUUAAUGCCGCUUUAGAAGAGAUGUUCACUACACCGAAAUCAGCAGCCAUACGUGCCUGUUCAUUAUAUGAGAAAUUGUUUCUUCGCGCCGUUAUAGCUGAGUUUCAGGCGCGUUCAACAGAAGAAGCUCGAUUAGAUCGAUGUAUUCAGCAAAUGCUAGCACUUUGUCGACUUGAAGGUGUUCCAUGUCCAACCACAUCAGAAGUAUUUGCUAUUUGUACCAGUCUUGGAGCGCACAAGUUGUUGUUAACCGAAAGGUCACGAUGCGAUAUUACAAUGCUUGUACGUCUCAAUUGUACAAAGUCAGAUAUACUAUACUGUUUAAACACACAAUCCGACGUAUAAAUCUAACAUAACUGGAUAAAUUAAUCUCAACUUAAUGAGUAGUUAUCCAAUCAAUCAUCUUUGUGUUCAAGAUUAUAUAGUGUUUAAAAGACAAUAUACGAAUGUACAUGUAUUUCGAUAAAUUUCUCUAUUUAUUUGAUUUUAGUCCGUGCUUACAAAUCGACCAUUCAUAAAUACAGAAUUUACAAUUAUUUUUUAUGAAUCGAUGCAUUCAAAACAAUACAACAUAACCAUUUUGGCAUAUUGCAAUCAUAUUUGUUAGAUAAGAGUUUAUCCCCUUAUUCCUUUUUCAAUUGGU
Molecule: messenger RNA, 2070 nt
Organism: Schistosoma turkestanicum
Lineage: Eukaryota; Metazoa; Platyhelminthes; Trematoda; Strigeidida; Schistosomatidae
Source: the annotation of a GenBank genome assembly